AAUACGACGAUCCAUAAAUUCCUUUUCACACACAGAGAGAGACGCUCUCUGCUCUGUUUUUUGGGCCCCAAAAUUUUGUCGACGAAAACCUAAAAUCAUCGGAGAGCGAUCUCGAUGGCAGAAACCCCAGCCGAUCAGUCCCCGGCCCGAUCCCAGCCCGAAGCCCGCCCCGGAUCGGGCAAUCAGUACUGGUGCUACCACUGCGACAAGCGCGUUGCCGUCGAAACCCUCGGGGAUCUGCCCGACGUCGUCUGCUGCGACUGUAAAAACGGAUUCGUCGAGCUAAUUGCCGCCGCAGCCGUCCCCUCCGCCGCCGCCGCGGUGCCGGAUCCUUUGGAGGAUCCGAAUUUCGGGAGCCAGUUCAUCCAGGUGCUCCGCUUAAUCGCCCAGGCGGCAAGGGAGGAGGACGCGCCGCCUCCGCUGCCUUCCGAUCCGUCCAGCAACGAUUACCUCCAAAUCGAGCUGGACGAGUGGGACAACGACGAUGAGGAGGAGGAGGAAGAGGACUACGAGGAUGAGCACUCUGUGGAAGUCGUCCGCGAAGAGGAGGAUGAGGAGGUGGAGAAUCGCGAGCGCGGGGCGGGGAAUAACAGAUCCGUCGGCAGCGGCGAUGAGGAUGAGGAAGGGAUUGAAGUGGUUGCACGCGAGGACGACAACGACAACGAGGACGAAAUGGUUGAGAUGAUGCGCCGGCGCCGCGAUGUGCUCCGGCUCCGAUUGAGGGAUUUCGCCUCUCGCGCCGCCAGCAGGCGCAACCGUAUUCUCGAUUGGGCGGAUGUGCUGAUGGGGCUGGAGGACCACUCGAUCGAGCUGACGCUGCAGGUUCCAGAUUCGGAUACCUACGUCGGGAAUCCGGGGGAUUACGUCGACGCCUCUGAAUACGAGGCUUUGCUGCAGAACUUAGCCGAGAGUGACAGCGGAGCGCGGCGUGGGGCGCCUCCGGCUGCAAAAUCAGUGGUGGAGGGGUUGGAGGGUUUUCGGAUUGACAAAGAAGAGAACGUAAUUGCCUGUGCUAUAUGUAAAGAUACGGUGAAUGUGGGAGAAAUUGCGAAGAACUUGCCUUGUGGCCAUGGAUAUCACGGCGACUGUAUUGUACCGUGGCUUGGGGCGAGGAAUUCGUGUCCUGUUUGUAGGUUUGAGCUGCCAACAGAUGAUCCAGAGUAUGAAGAGGAUAGGAAGAAGAGAGUUGUGUCGGCCGGUUUAAGGGUGGCUUCGUCCAGUUCUUCUCCCUCCUCUGCUGCUGCUGCUAGCGGUGGUGAUAGUCCUGAUUCUGCCUUGGCGUAAAUUGUAUUGGUUGUCAAGUACUUAGGAAAGUUACUCGGGUGAAGGAAGAAACGGGUGUCGUUGGCUUAGAGUUGAGUACGAAAAUUGUUGGUGUCGCCAAAGAGCAAGUCUCAAAAUAGUGGCUGACGCACGACGAGAAUCUUACGGUAUGUUGUACUUCGUUUGCGAGAAGAAAGGUAAGGUUGGGGGUUGUCAUUUUUUUCGAUGGUGUUAUCCAAAGUCGAUGGACAAGGAUUCUGUUGGGCAGAUUCGUCGAGAAGACGUUGACGAAGUUGAAUCACAAAGUUGUGAAGAUCGAAAGUGUGGUCGGACAGUGGGAGCUGGAUGUAAAGGGAAAGAAUUUUUUCUUGUAUGUGUUGCUUGUUGUUCUUUAGUUGUUGCAAUUGCUGCUAUGGUUAUUAGUUUGGUAAAUUAGAUCCGUCUAUUGGAAGCUUAGUGUAAUACAAUUAUGUUCAGUUGAUUUGGGGAAGACAACUACAUUUGUUAUUAUUUUGGUACUACAUUUGUUAUUAUUUUGGUA
This is a messenger RNA of Salvia hispanica, 1804 nucleotides long. It is a transcript of the gene CIP8, whose product is annotated as COP1-interacting protein 8. Gene Ontology annotation, biological process: protein ubiquitination. Gene Ontology annotation, cellular component: cytoplasm. Gene Ontology annotation, molecular function: ubiquitin protein ligase activity. The record is from RefSeq and is a predicted model, not a curated record. Lineage: Eukaryota; Viridiplantae; Streptophyta; Magnoliopsida; Lamiales; Lamiaceae.